Molecule: messenger RNA, 1011 nt
Organism: Scedosporium apiospermum
Lineage: Eukaryota; Fungi; Ascomycota; Sordariomycetes; Microascales; Microascaceae
Exons: 3
Coding region: 1-1011 (336 amino acids)
Source: RefSeq, a predicted model, not a curated record
AUGAAACGAACGAACAGCCCCUGCGCCGAGAUCUUCGAAACAAACGUGCCCCGUCCCAUCACGGACACUAUUUUAUCCGACUGCCGACCGCCGCGGUACCAGGACCAGAUACUGCGACUGCGCGAGGAGGGAGAGGACGCAGAUGACGAAGGCGGGCUAGACGAUGAGGACUGCGAAGAAGAGGGCGAUGAUGAGGAAUCAAUAAGCCCUCUCCUAGUUGAAGAUGAGGAUGAGGGCAAGGAUGAGGACGAGGAUGAAGAAGUAGAAGCAGAUGACGAGGAGCAAGAUUCUUCCGAUUCCGAAGCGGAGGGAGCCAACGGAGAAGACUCCUCAUCAUCCUCGGAUUCCUCCGACUCUGAAGAAGAAACAUCCACCACCGCCAUCUUCGCGCCCAGCUCGACCGGACAACCUCUACUCACUUUAACAACGGUCCCGUCCUCACUUCUAUCACCAUCCCCUCCUACUUCAGCUGCAACCUCGAUAACUCGCGAAACUCAGACCUCCGCAAUCACCGGGAGCCCAGCCAUCUCCAAUGACGGCGGCAAUAACCUCGUCGCUCUCCUCCCCCCAAUGGUCACAUUUUCCAACAUCGGCCUUCCACCGGCCGACCUCCUAGGCAUAUCUGCGACUACUCUUCCGUCAACAGACCCUAGCGCUACCGUUCCUGCUGAUCCCCAAGUUGGUGAUGCGAAUGCGGCCGCGCAAAGCAAUACAGCCGGCCAAACUACCGGGAUCGUGACUGGUGUCGCAGCAGGCUUCGCACUAAUCUUCACGGGAAUCUGGUACUUUCGCAAAAAACGUCUCGCAGCCUCCGACGCAGAUCCGCUCACCGAAAAGUCCCCGUCCUCUCCACAAGGAGAGCGAAUUUCGCCUCCUCUAUCUCUCUCCAGUGCGCAGAUGGUCGGUGGGCAGCUUCCGAGGCAGAUGUGGUCUGAUUCUAUGAGGGACUUGGAGGAGCAGGUUCGUGUGGCAUAUGUUGCUGAGCAGAGGGAGGGAGGACGGGCGGUGUGA